Coregonus sp. 'balchen' is the source of this 6697-nucleotide messenger RNA. The record is from the annotation of a GenBank genome assembly. Lineage: Eukaryota; Metazoa; Chordata; Actinopteri; Salmoniformes; Salmonidae.
AUGGCUCAGGAGACCAAUCAGACGCAAGUGCCAAUGCUUUGCACUAUGGGCUGCGGUUUUUAUGGUAAUCCCCGCAGCAACGGCAUGUGCUCGGUCUGCUACAAGGAACACUUGCAGAGACAACAGGGCGGGGGCCGUUCCAGCCCCCCAGGUGAGAAAGGCUCGGUCACGUCAUCGCCAGUGGGGUUCCCGGGAGCAGCUGGUGUGUCGGUGAAGCGCACGACGGCGGAACCCAGCACGGAAGGGGUCACUCCUGCCGAGGAAAGGACAUCCAGGUAUGCUGACAGAGAAUCAGCUUGUCUCUGCAAACAAACACACAGACUGCUCAAUGGAAUCCAUUCAAUUGACAGUAAGCUGUUGCUCAAGAGGCUUUGGUUUAUCAUUGUGUUUUGGAGUUCCCUAGGCUUCCUCCUGGGCUGAAUAUUGGAUUAUGGUUUGUUGUUCACCUCAUUAUUGGUCUGAGUGUAUGUGUGUGUGUGUGUGUGUGUGUGUGUGUGUGUGUGUGUGUGUCUAUAGUCCCAGCCCAGUAACCCAGCAGAUGACAGCCAUGAGUAUCUCCCAGGAUACUGGAGCCACUGACUCAGACCGGGCUGAUUGGAACGAGGAAGAGGAGGAGGAGGAGGGGACAUCCAAAAACCCAGGUUAGAACAACUGGGGAGAAAAAGCUUGAUACUUUCUUGGUUUCCAAACUGUUUUCCAUGUCUACAUCAUCAGUAACGUUAUAUGGCAUGCCUCCUGCCUUGUCUUGUAAUACAUAACUACACUACAGCCACCCGAGGGUGAACAGCAACAGUCCUAUAUGGGUAUCUAUGUUUAAAGUUCAGUCAGAUGUUAUAUUUUAACAGAGCCAGUGGGGGAGGGAGCCCAGCCCUCGUCUGAUGGUGAUCAGACCCCUGACAAAAAUAAGAAGAAGAACCGAUGCUUCACCUGCCGGAAGAAAGUGGGCCUCACGGGUAAGACUGAAGAGGGUUUUAAGCUGGGUGGACACUACACGUUUUUAGCCUGAUCUACAGGCUCCCGAUCGGCUCCUGGCGCAUUUUCCCAAAUUGGAGGAAAUCGGAGCAAACCUGGAGUAAAACUUAGCGCUGCAGCCCGUAAAGUGUAAGUGCUGAUUUGCAGUUGAUUGCUGUCAUAGGCUCCUGGGCACUUACGGCGUCCCAAUACUUUUUCGGCAUGUUGAAUAUAUUCUGCCUCAAAUCGGCCAUUAUCGCCAAGUGUGAGCAGUGCUCAGAGCAGAUGCGAGGCAUGUCCCUCCGUCAGCCAAUCAGUUACUCAGAACAAUAAAUUAUUCUCUUCACCUACCUUACAAGUUCAUCUCUAACCAUUUUCUCUAACCAGUUUCCGUCCAACCUUUUUAUGUGAGUAAAGUACAUGUCGGAUAAAAAAUUAUGACAGACCUGAUGGAAACUGAAAAAUGUUCGGUGAACAUUGCAAAUGUCAACAAAACCAAAUACGCUAGACAAGGUGAGAUCUUUUUGUGUUGGUAAAAUAAAUUCUGCGAGUAAUGUUUGGUGGAAACGCUUUUAUGAGCAAAUAUUGAUAUAACCAUCAUAUGGAAGUAAACGUGGGGUCACGUGAUGACAUGUUGUGUGGUCCCCCACUAUGACUCGUCGGGAAAGCAUGCCGUUUAUUAGGAGGCUACAGAUAACUUAUUUUAUGAUGAACUUCACACAGUGGUGAAAGUGCAAGGUGAUGAGCUUGAUGCUCCUUUCCAAUAAAUAUCGAGGGUCUUAUUCUGGUGACAUGAUCAUCGAUGCGUGGCUGCCAUUUGACAAAUAAAAAUCUUGCUCUUUUGUCCAUAAUAAUCUCAUGUAGGCUAUACGUACGCUCUAGCCAACAGCGCGCAGAUUCAACUAGAGUGCACGUGCCAAGACCAGAGUGGGCACACUCUCUAUUAUAUAAGGCAUUAGUAGAAUUAAAUGCGAUGGAAACCCAUUUAACUUGUAUUUUUUUAUUCGGUACACGGGAAUUUAACUGCAAAGGGGAUUUUAUGUGCACUACGUCAUCACACACAGCCUUUUAUCUGCAACAAGUCAAUUUGAUGGAAAUACAUCUCUGGUGGGAAAAUGCACAUUGUUUCUAUGCACAUUUUUGAAUAUUUGCAUGGAAAUCUGUCUCCUGGGCUAUGUUACAAGUCUUAUUUAAACCUGUUCUUACCUCGAGCUCUUUCUGCAAAAUCGACAAUCCAUAUUGGCCUCUUUUCUGUAACCAGUCACAUGCCCAAAUUUGCCUCUUUCUUGCUUUUGUCUUCGCUUUUCCGGAGCAUGACAAUCGGUAGUGUCAUUUUUGGGGGGCAUACCGGAGCUCUUUUUUUAUAUUAUUAUUAUUAUUAUUAUUAUUAUUACAUCAUCAAUUGGUACCGAAAGGUAGCCUAAGCCUGUUGUAUGAUAUAAUUUUUGAAUAUACAGUCAUGGUCAAAAGUUUUGAGAAUGACAUAAGUAUUGGUCUUCACAAAGUUCGCUGCUUCAGUGUUAUGAGAUAUUUUUGUCAGAUGUUACUAUGGUAUACUGAAGUAUAAUUACAAGCAUUCCAUAAGUGUCAAAGGCUUUUAUUGACAAUUACAUUAAGUUUAUGCAAAGAGUCAAUAUUUGCAGUGUUGACCUUUCUUUUUCAAGACCUCUGCAAUCCACCCUGGCAUGCUGUCAAUUAACUUAUUGGCCACAUCCUGACUGAUGGCAGCCCAUUCUUGCAUAAUCAAUGUUGGAGUUUGUCAGAAUUUGUGGGUUUUUGUUUGUCCACCCGCCUCUUGAGGAUUGACCACAAGUUCUCAAUGGGAUUAAGGUCUGGGGAGUUUCCUGGCCAUGGACCCAAAAUGUCGAUGUUUUGUUCCCCGAGCCACUUAGUUAUCACUUUUGCCUUAUGGCAAGGUGCUCCAUCAUGCUGGAAAAGGCAUUGGUCGUCACCAAACUGUUCUUGGACGGUUGGGAGAAGUUGCUCUCGGAGGAUGUGUUGGUACCAUUCUUUAUUCAUGGCUGUGUUCUUAGGCAAAAUUGUGAGUGAGCCCACUCCCUUGGCUUAGGUGUUUUCCGGAUGCCCCAAACAAUCGGAAAGGGGAUUCAUCAGAGAAAAUGGCUUUACCCCAGUCCUCAGCAGUCCAAUCCCUGUACCUUUUGCAGAAUAUCAGUCUGUCCCUGAUGUUUUUCCUGGAGAGAAGUGGCUUCUUUGCUACCCUUCUUGACACCAGGCCAUCCUCCAAAAGUCUUCGCCUCACUGUGCGUGCAGAUGCACUCACACCUGCCUGCUGCCGUUCCUGAGCAAGCUCUGCAUUGGUGGUGUCCCGAUCCCGCAGCUGAAUCAACUUUAGGAGAUGGUCCUGGUGCUUGCUGGACUUUCUUGGGCACCCUGAUGACUUCUUCACAACAAUUGAACCUCUCUCCUUGAAGUUCUUGAUGAUCCGAUAAAUGGUUGAUUUAGGUGCAAUCUUACUAGCAGCAAUAAGCCUGUGAAGCCCUUUUUGUGCAAAGUAAUGAUGACGGCAUGUGUUUCCUUGCAGCUAACCAUGGUUAACAGAGGAAGAACAAUGAGCACCACCCUCCUUUUUAAAGCUUCCAGUCUGUUAUUCUAACUCAAUCAGCAUGACAGAGUGAUCUCCAGCCUUGUCCUCGUCAACACUCUCACCUGUGUUAACGAGAGAAUCACUGACAUGAUGGCAGCUGGUCCUUUUGUGGCAGGGCUGAAAUGCAGUGGAAAUGUUUUUUGGGGAUUAAGUUCAUUUUCAUGGCAAAGAGGGACUUUGCAAUUAAUUGCAAUUCAUCUGAUCACUCUUCAUAACAUUCUGGAGUAUAUGCAAAGUGCCAUCAUCAAAACUGAGGCAGCAGACUUUGAAAAUUAGUAUUUGUGUCAUUCUCAACUUUUGACCACGACUGUACAUGGCAUGCAAUGCAUCAUCCAGAUGUAACGAUUGCCUAUACCUACACAUAGUGGCUCAAAUUAACAUUUUCUAUCUAAAAAAAAAUAUAAAACACCAAAUUAUAAAGAAUUAUAGGCCAUAAUCACUGUCGAUCUUGAAUGAUAAUUAUUCACGUUAUACGGGUGAAGCGUCCAUGCUGCAUCUGCAUGCCAACCAUUUGAUCCCAAUCAGUUUCAUGGGAAUAUGCAUUUCGAUCUUAUUCUUCUUGAAUGAUGUAGGGCAGGCUAAGUAGUAAUUUUAGAGUAGAGGGAGUUAAGAAGCAUAUUAAAGGCCCAAAAUCUUGAUUUUUCUUUUGUUUUAUAUAUAUUUCCACACUAAGGUUGGAAUAAUGCUGUGAAAAUAGUCCCCUGUAGCUCAGUUGGUAGAGCAUGGCGCUUGCAACGCCAGGGUUGUGGGUUCGUUUCCCACGGGGGGCCAGUAUGAAAAUGUAUGCACUCACUAACUGUAAGUCGCUCUGGAUAAGAGCGUCUGCUAAAUGACUAAAAUGUAAAAAAAGAAGAAGAAAAAAAGAAAGUGAAAUGGUUAUAAUGCCAUUUUAGUGUAAGAGCUGAUUGAAAAGACCGCCUGAAAUUUCAGCCUGUUUUGGUGGGAGAAGAGUUUUGGCCUUCCAUGGUGACAUCACCAUGUGGUAAAUUAGAAAAAGAAAGAGUUCCAAACCUCUCUACCAGUAACAGCUAAUUUUCUGUUUUCCCCUCCCCGCUCAAAACACUCCCAGACAGUCCUAGCAAAAUACUUGCUUGAGAAAUUGCUCUUAGCUAAGAAGCUAUUUUUGACAAUUUUAAUUGAAAACAAUAACAGUAAGGCACUUAAUUGUAUACCCAGAAAUGAUUUGAUAUUGAGAUUAAAAACUGCUGCAUUGGACCUUUAAGCCUAAUGGCACGUGCUGUUGAGUUCUAACCAGAUCGAAAAAUAAUGCAACCAUUCAGCACAAUGAUAAUAAAAUGUCAUAAGUUGCCUAAUUGCGUGAUGUUUUUGGUCUAACGGUAGAGCCUAACGUUAUGCUAUUAUAUUCGGUUUGUUAUGUAGAUUACUAAUUAAUCAUUAAAAGAUAUAUCGAGACAUAUGAUUUAAACUUUCUAAACUUGAUUAAACCAGCACCAUUCUGAGAAGUGGUGGAGAGUCGCUCAGCUGUGCACUGGCUGCACUACACCCCUGAUAACAAUGCACAUAAAGGAACACAGCAUCUUCCUCGGUUGCCAUGAUGAUUUCCUUACUACACAUACACAAACCUGCCCAGCAAAUAUAGCCAGAUUUGGGCCCCAUUGUCCAAUCGUACUGUUGCGGAGGUGCAUGUACUUUACUGAUUACUAGUUCACUACGAUAUGGCUUGACUCAAUCGUUACAUAUGCAAGGUUCUCUGAUGGGUAGAGCCCGUAGAACUGGCAAAAAUGUUGUAGUGUAUUUCAGCCCUUCGGGCGCACACAUAUCGGGAGAGCUGAUGUUAGCUACUGCCAAGUUCGAAGGGUUUAUGAGGCAUUGCGCUUGAGUGCAAAGCAGUUUGAUUCUGAGUUUGAGUUUUUAGGUGUUUAAGAUUCAGACUAGCAUCUUUACCCGUGGGGAAAUAGAAGCACACAGGGCUUAGCAGUUAGUAUUUUUCAUACAUAACUGAUUUAUCUUUGUUACUACGCUUAGGCAGCUCUGAUUUGAUGCUCUCUCAAUGGGAUGUGUAUAUAUAUUCUUUUUUAAACUAAAUUCAAUCUAAUUUGAAUACACAGGAUUGAUCUCCAUGCCUAUUUGAACGUCAGAACACCAUAUUUAUCACAGUGCAAAAAUAGCACACAAGAGACCUAAAGACUGAACAUGAAAAAUAAAUAAAUAUAACUCACUAACUGUAAGUCACUCUGGAUAAGAGCGUCUGCUAAAUGACUAAAAUGUAAUACCAUGGUCCUUAUUGGCUGCCACAUGCUCCCGAGUGGCGCAGUGGUCUAAGGCACUGCAUCGCAGUGCUAGCUGUGCCACUAGAGAUCCUGGUUCGAAUCCAGGCUCUGUCGUAGCCGGCCGCGACCGGGAGACCCAUGGGGUGGUGCACAAUUGGCCCAGCGUCGUCCAGGGUAGGGGAGGGAAUGGCCGGCAGGGAUGUAGCUCAGUUGGUAGAACAUGGCGUUUGCAACGCCAGGGUUGUGGGUUCGAUUCCCACGGGGGGCCAGUAUGAAAAUAAAAUAAUGUAUGCACUCACUAACUGUAAGUCGCUCUGGAUAAGAGCGUCUGCUAAAUGACUAAAAUGUAAAUGUAAAAAUGUGUAUAUAUAUAUAUAUAUAAAAAAAAAAAAAAACCGUUUCUUUUGUUUUUUCAAUAUUUGCGUAUGUGUAUUUCAUAUUGCCUAUUCUAAGCGUAGGCUACAGCUUGUUGUAUGUAGGUAGUCUACCUAUCACAUUGCUGUUGAUGUAGAGAGCAACAUACUGCAGGCUAGUGGUGCAUUUCACGGUCCACUGCAUUUCACAGUGUACUGCUGGCUUGCGCUCUACUGUGGCGUUGGCCUCUCUUGGAAGAGCCUUGUGCUCACCACCCUCUAAGUAGGCACACUAGUACUACACAUCUCAGGUUCUCGUCUUGGUCCAGUUGGUUGGAACUGACCUUGGAGACUCUUGAGACGUCGAUAUGGUUGGCUGUUAACUUUGUCCAUCUCCUCACUCACUAGGCUUCGACUGUCGCUGUGGUAACCUGUUCUGCGCCAUUCACCGCUACUCGGACAAACAUGACUGUCCUUACGACUACCGAGGUGCUGCCGCGGCCCGCAUACGCAAGGAGAACCCUAUCGUGGUGGCUGAGAAGAUCCAGAAGUUAUGA